AUUGAUCGUGCACACAACAGCAAGAUUAGAAGUUUCCUCUGCCAGGAGCUUCAGAAGGAGAGCAAUAACCACUCUAAGUCAACAAUUAAGCGUAAGUUGCAUAACUACUAUUUUGCUUUUGUUGAAGAUGCUACAGGCCCCCUUCUGGCUAGUUAUUACACAAUAGAGAUUGAGUAAGUAAGCUAAUCAGAUUGGAGAAUUUGUGAUAGUUUGCUAGAUGGUUUAAACUGAAAGAGUGCAGAGCAAUAUUUUGUUGAAUGUUUUACCGUCUCUCUAAGAUAACUUUAUUUAUAAAGGGGGUAGAAAAAUCUUGUUGAUACAGUUCAAUCAUCUAACUUAUUCUUAAUACACGUGCACUAUUUUAUAGGUGCUGUAACAAGAUAUUAUGAAACAAAGAGGCAGCAAUUUCUUGAUAGUUUGCCACACAGAAAAGAUGCAGCAGAGAAGCGUGUUUUAGAAAGAAAACUAACAUCAAGAAGAAGAAGAAUAAGCAUAAGUUGUUUUUGUUUGUUCACGUCCCUUUUAAACAAUGUUGUGAUCACAAAAUGUCUGGGCCAGGUUGUUUAGAGCUCAAAAAGCAAAUUCAGUUUACCGCUUGUCCAUUUUUCCUACACAUGACUUUUUUAGGAUUGAAUGCUCUUAAAAUUAAAAGGAAAAUUAUCUGAUAAAAUGUUUUUGAUCAAAGAAAAAAAAAGAAACAGGGGUUCAAAUUUAAUGAACAAUUCUUGCAAGGACCACUUGGACAAACAGCGCGAGAGAAAGCUGGAUCUUGUCCAAGAUCAGGAUCAGCAAUAUAAAAUAUCACUUAGAAUUGGAGGCAAGCUAAAAGGCUGAUCGGACAGCUAAGGGUUACAAAUUUAAUUGCCCAAUAUUUCGACUAGCCCCUGAUGAAGACUAGUUUUGUCUAGUCGAAAUAUUGGGCAAAUAAAUUUGUAACCUUAGCUGGUCCAAUAAGCCUUGCCUUCAAGUUUAAGUGUUAAACUUUAAAAGCUCAGGGCCCAGUUGUUCGAAGGCCGAUAAGCGCUCAACCCAGCUAGGGUUAAAUUUAACCCCGCUUUCUUUUUCUUUGUUCAAAAACAUUCUCUCGGUUAAUUUUCUCUGUAAUUCUUUAGAGUAUCCAGUCAUUAACCUGUUGACAGAAAGAAUAAAACUGCAUUUACUUUUUAAGCUUUCAAAUCUGAAUUCAAAUUUUGCACUAACCCUGGGUUAUCUUAACCCAGCUUUGAACAACCCGGCCUUGGUUAGUACCAAUCAGCCUUUAAACUACAGGACCCUGAUGACACCACACCCCAGUUGCCUAUCCUUUCUCAAUCAUUUAGUCAUUUGAAGGAAUUUGUUUUCUACCCCUAUGAUGGUUACAUUGACUGAGUUAGGGACUUUUAGGGACUUGACUGAGUUUAGGACUUUUACCUGUAAAGAGGAAAACUUAAGGACAAUGUUUUCUUCAUUUCAGUGUUAGUCACUUCUGUCCGUUUAAUAUCAGUGAGAGUAUAGUAGCGCUUGAUUUAAAAAAAAACCAAAACUUGUUAACUGCAUUGACAAAGUAAUUUUACCACUGUGAGGAAAUGCACUGUACAACUCUCGUUAUAAUGGAUGAUUUACCUCACUGGCUCAGUUAAUGACCCAGUGGAACAUUGCAGUUUCUUAAACCCUUUUAAUAUUGGUUAAAAAAACGUAUGGCAGAGGUUGUCUGCAUUUUGACACAACAGACACAGUCUUGAACUCCUGUAUGAACCUUUCACAAGAAUAAUGUAUGAUUUGAGGUAUCAUUAUUAUGUUUUUCUUAUUAUUAUCAUCAUUAUUAUUUAAAAAAAGGGGUACUAAAACAGUUCUUACACAGGUGCACCACGUUAGCUACUAUUUCAGGUAUAUCACUUAUAAUUAUUGCUCACUUUUUUGCAAUGAUUGUGUUUUGCAGCUUUUUGUGAAAAGGAUGAUGGUGGCAACAGAUGCAGAAAAAGAGGUCCUCCACACCCUAGACGCCAACUUCAUGAGCGAUGAGGAAGAUGGAGAGGAUGAACAGUCAGGGUUAUGGAUAGUGAGGUCUCCACCUUGGCGUAGUAGAAGGCUUACGUCCCUAAUUAACUCUCUCCAACAGAGAGUCGAAGCAAAGUCGACCUCUUCGCAUCCAAGCAACCCCAGGGUCCAGGGAGAGCCUUCUGCUCGCCAACCGCCCUCAAGUUCACCUACAUAG
Molecule: messenger RNA, 2194 nt
Organism: Porites lobata
Lineage: Eukaryota; Metazoa; Cnidaria; Anthozoa; Scleractinia; Poritidae
Source: the annotation of a GenBank genome assembly